CCACGCCACGUGUGGAGUAGAAGUUUACCAUUCUCCUAAUCAAAACUAUCUCUCUCUCUCUCUCGCUCGCUCGCCUACGAGGCAGGAAGAAGGACCAAUCGAGACGUUGUUGUUGACCUCUUAACCCCCAAAUUCAAUUCAAUUCUCAAGCUUUGAUUUCUCUUUUCUUUUUUCAACAAUCUCUCUCUCCCUCUCUCAAAAAAAGUAUCCGACUUUCGUCAUCUUCAAUCUUGGACCAUCUGUUUGUAAGUUCAUCUCCUUUCUCUCUAAUUGCGAUUGGUUUCAGAGAGAGAGACAGAGUUUACAUCUCAUUAGAUCUAGGGGAGGGGGGAAAUGGAUAGCAGUUACUCCGUCAUUUCCAAAAAGUCUUACGUGGAGUUACAGAAACAACACACCAAGUUGCUUCCUCCUUCCGAUGAAGAAAGCUUCGUCAAUGAUUUCGACGAUUCCCGCUGCCUCGUCGAACAAGCCGACGAUCUAGACUUCGACAUCGCUGAUUAUCCACUCUCCCGUGGCAAAUCCAGUCAAGGAUCUGGGAUCUACGGCGCCGUUUUCAACCUCACCACAUCCAUCAUCGGCGCCGGUAUCAUGGCAUUGCCCGCGACAAUGAAAGUCCUCGGCUUGGUUCUCGGUUUUGUUCUGAUCCUCCUCAUGGCGGUUUUGUCGGAGAUCAGCGUCGAGCUUUUGAUUAGGUUCUCUGUUCUUUACAAGUCCAGAUCUUACGGCGAGGUUGUGCAGUUCGCCAUGGGGAAGACCGCUAGGGUUUUGUCUGAGAUUUGUAUCAUCGUUAACAACGGUGGCGUCCUCGUUGUUUACCUCAUUAUAAUGGGUGAUGUCAUGUCUGGUUCUCUUCAUCACAUUGGUGUUUUGGAUCAGUGGUUAGGGAAUGGGUUUUGGGAUCACCGUAAAGUUUUGAUUUUGGUUGUUAUGGUUGUCUUCUUGGCUCCUCUCUGUGCUUUGAACAAGAUUGAUUCCUUGAGCGUUACUUCUGCUGCUUCCGUUGCUCUUGCUGUUGUCUUCGUUGUUGUCUGUUUCGCUGUUGCGGCGAUUAAGCUUGUCGAAGGAACUAUUGAUACUCCCAGGAUGAGUCCUGAUUUUAGCUCCAAAGAGGCGAUAUUGGAUCUUCUCGUGGUGAUUCCGAUCAUGUCAAACGCUUACGUCUGUCAUUUCAAUGUCCAGCCCAUCUAUAACGAGCUCGAAGGUCGUUCGCCUCAUAAGAUGAACAAAGUUGGGAGAAUCACGACAGCUAUCUGCGUUGUUGUCUAUGCUUCGACUGCAAUAUCAGGCUAUCUUCUCUUCGGUGUGGCUACCGAAGCUGAUAUCUUGACCAACUUUGAUCAAGAUCUAGGCAUCCGUUUCAGCUCUGCGGUGAAUUACGUUGUCAGAAUCGGAUACAUUCUCCAUCUAGUUCUCGUCUUCCCCGUCAUUCAUUUCUCCUUGAGGGAAACCGUUAAUACCUUGUUGUUUGAAGGCUCUCCUCCUCUCUCCGAAAGCAAAAAGAGAUCUCUGGGGCUCACCUUGGUCUUGCUGGCUCUUAUUUACAUCGGCUCCACCAUGAUCCCAAACAUAUGGACUGCUUUCAAAUUCACUGGGGCAACAUCAGCGGUUUCCCUUGGUUUUACCUUCCCUGCUCUUAUCGCAUUACGGUUAGGGAAACAGAGCAAUACGUUAAGCUUUGUGGAGAGAUCUGUCUCGUGGUUAAUGCUAAUCUUGGCUGUGGUGGUUAGCAUUGUGGGAACCGUUGGCAACAUCUACAGCAUCAGGAGCAAAUCAGACUGAUGAUAUACUUGUUUAGUGGGUUUUUACAGGAUCUUGUAGAUUUAUUAUACAAAUCAGAGAUUCUCAGUCCAAUACAGAACCGCAAGUCUUCAGUUUUUGCACCUUUAGGAUCUCGAUCAGCCGGCCUAUGUUCAGGCUAAGUCCAACGAUCUCCGGUUUGUGGAUUGUUUCAGCUUACGAGAUUAUCAUCAUACCCACGACUUCUAUGUAUACAGACCAGAUUCUUAUUGAUAUAUUUUUUUUUAUAUUUAUUUAUACACGCAAUUUUGCUGUUUUUAUA
This is a messenger RNA of Raphanus sativus (radish), 2059 nucleotides long. Its product is annotated as amino acid transporter AVT6E. Bases 334 to 1779 code for a protein of 481 amino acids. Gene Ontology annotation, molecular function: amino acid transmembrane transporter activity. NCBI's taxonomy places the organism in Eukaryota, Viridiplantae, Streptophyta, Magnoliopsida, Brassicales, Brassicaceae. The transcript has a single exon. Gene Ontology annotation, biological process: amino acid transmembrane transport. The record is from RefSeq and is a predicted model, not a curated record.